Molecule: messenger RNA, 3541 nt
Organism: Silurus meridionalis
Lineage: Eukaryota; Metazoa; Chordata; Actinopteri; Siluriformes; Siluridae
Gene: sox9a
Product: SRY-box transcription factor 9a
Exons: 3
Coding region: 771-2129 (452 amino acids)
Biological process (GO): oligodendrocyte differentiation; positive regulation of chondrocyte differentiation; morphogenesis of an epithelium
Cellular component (GO): nucleus
Molecular function (GO): RNA polymerase II cis-regulatory region sequence-specific DNA binding; DNA-binding transcription factor activity, RNA polymerase II-specific
Source: RefSeq, a predicted model, not a curated record
UGUCUAAACACGCAGCUCCUGGUUUUACUCUUCGGGAAGUGUUUUGUGAAAAAGUCUAAUAAAUGACAGACCGCGCUGAACUCAGGGACGGGGCGCGUGCUGGACACGGGACAUUUCGGGACAUUCAUGUCUGCAGAAGUUCAAAUGGCUUGGGGCAAAAAUGGCGCGCAUUCACAGUGACCAACGCAGUGAGAAGCGCCGUCCGCUGAAGCGCGCGCCCUGCCUCGUGCACUUGAGACGCACGCACCCGGGUUUGCACAAUUGGAUGGAAAGCGCAGUCUCGCGCUCAAGAUGGAAAACUGAUGGAAACGUGAAAGUCGGGGAGAAGGUGGAGACCGACCAGGGGGAAGUGUCGGGUUCAGAGGCGUGACGCGGGAGAGCGCGCGCUCGCUGCUCUUAUAAAGACCGAGCGCGCGUCUGAGGCAGCGCAGGUUUUCUUCGGACUCCACUUUGGGAAAUUAAAGCGGCACGCGAGCGCGCGCGCUGAGGGAACUGAACGGAAAGGAGCGCUUUUACCUUUUAUCAUUUAACUUUUUCUCGCGAGCGGUUUUUUUUAUCACAGCGUCUCCCGAGAGCGCGAGACUGAUCCGACUUUCACGCGCGGUCGGUCGCUGGAUUGUCGGGCGCUUUGGCACGGCUCAAGUUGCCUGGGUUGGAAAAAAAUUAUAUAGAAAAUAAAAAUCUUCGUGGACUUUUGAGUUUUUGAAGGCCGUCUCGAGCCGCAUUCAGUGUUUUUUUUUAUUUAUUGUUUAGCCCCAAAAGCAUCUCGUAUGAAUCUCCUCGACCCCUACCUCAAGAUGACGGACGAGCAAGAGAAGGGCCUGUCGGACGCCCCGAGCCCGAGCAUGUCCGAGGAUUCGGCGGGUUCCCCGUGUCCCUCUGCGUCCGGCUCGGGUUCGGGCUCGGACGCGGAGAGCGGAGGGCGCGCGCGCGACGCCGGCGGCGCGCUAAAGAAGGACGCGGACGACGUGCACGAGGGCAACGAGAAGUUCCCGCAGUGCAUCCGCGAGGCCGUGUCUCAGGUGCUGAAGGGCUACGACUGGACCCUUGUCCCCGUGCCGGUGCGCGUGCACGGCGCCAGCAAGAACAAGCCGCACGUCAAGAGGCCCAUGAACGCGUUCAUGGUGUGGGCGCAGGCUGCGCGCCGCAAACUCGCAGACCAGUACCCUCACCUGCACAACGCCGAGCUGAGCAAGACCCUGGGCAAGCUGUGGAGAUUGUUGAACGACGUGGAGAAGCGUCCUUUCGUAGAAGAGGCUGAACGCCUGCGUGUGCAGCACAAGAAGGAUCAUCCCGACUACAAGUACCAGCCCCGGCGAAGAAAAUCAGCCAAGAAUGGUCAGGGUGAGGGUGAAGAUGGUGCUGAGCACACUCAUGUCUCUACCAACGCCAUCUUCAAGGCCCUGCAGCAGGCCGAUUCUCCCGCGUCCAGCAUGGGAGAAGUGCACUCCCCCAGCGAGCAGUCAGGCCAGUCUCAGGGUCCCCCGACUCCACCCACCACUCCCAAAAUUGCUGCUCAGGCAGGCAAAAGUGAGCCAAAGCGCGAGGGUCGCCCACUCCAGGAUGGCAUCGGAGUUUCUGUUGGCUCAGGCGGGCAGCGUCAGCUCAACAUCGACUUCCGCGACGUGGAUCUGGGCGAACUGAGCAACGAAGUCAUGGACAGCUUCGAUGUGGCAGAGUUUGACCAGUAUCUGCCACCUAACGGGCACCCCGGGCAUGGCUGGAUGGGCGCUGCGGGCACUGCUUGGAUGGCCAAGAGUCCGAGCUCCAGCACUCAGGUGGGUGCUGCCAGUCCCGGUGAGGAUCAGAGCCAGCAGAGGACAACGCACAUCAAAACCGAGCAGCUGAGUCCAACCCAUUACGGCUCCUUUAACCUGCAGCACUACACCACUUCCACUUCAUCCUCUGCCUUCCCAUCAUGCAUCAACCGGCCACAGUAUGACUACACCGACCAACAAGGUGGCGCCGCUUCCUAUUACUCCACAGGCCAGAGCUCGAUUUACUCCACCUUUAACUACAUGAGUCCCAGCCAGAGGCCAAUGUACACCCCCAUCACCGAGACCCAAACAGGCCACAGUCCCCAGCACUGGGACCAGCAGCCAGUCUACACACAGCUCUCCCGACCAUGAGAACGCACACACACACACACACACACACACACACACACACACACACAUGCAGUGAAGAUUAUUUAACAAGGCUGAUUGCCCCUCCAUCGAUCCUCCUGCAGAAAAGCACACACUUGAAAACUCACCAGAGGAAGACUGAAAGGAAAAGCUGGACUUUAUGAAAGAGCAGCUCACCACGUGCCUUUUUCACCUUUAAAUCGCCUGAUGCAAAUUAGAAAUCUAUAUAUUUUUAGCCUUGAUUGCGAGAAAAGAGAAACAUUUUUCUGCGAAAAGAAGAAUCCUCUGUGAGGACUUGAUGAAUUAUUGUACUUUAGUAUGUACUGUGUAUGUUUUCGUACCUGUUUUCUGUAGCUGUUAGGGAUUCGAUCCUGUAGGGAAACGGUUUAUUUUUUACUAAACCACUCUUCGCAGUCCUGCCUAGUCAUCCUCAUGGAAUUUUUGUAUUGGCCUUUAGGAUUUUGUUUGCUGCGCUAGUGGAUCUUCACCCCGUUUGUGUCCUACCUACAAGUUCACUUUCGUUACUUCUUGUAUUUAUAAAUUACUAAAAACCUUCCCGAUGCUUUAGAGUGGUGUAUUUUUAAUGCUUUUGUAUGACCUGUCCUGCCUUGUGCACCGUCAGUGCCUGGUCUUGUGGGGUUGUUUUUGAUUUUUUUUUUUUGUCAAGGUAGAAUGUGCAGCUGAGAAUUUACUUAGUGCCUGACAGUGGCAGGAAGUGACCUUUGACCCCACGUCAUUCUUUCCAGUCAACAGUCAUACUGGUCUCAUCUUUCCACCCUGACCCCUUAUUUUUUUCCGUUGACUCUUUAACCUCUUGUAAUUUAUUUAUUAGUCUUAAUUUUAUUUCAGAUUAAUUAAGUGCAGUGUAUUCAUUAAUACUGUAAGCAACUAAUUAUUUUGUCUUUGGAAGAGCCUCCCUUCUGGAUAUUGUAAUGUUCAAUCCGAGUCAUUCAGCCAGAAGGGUUGCUACUUAAUAUGGUACAGUUCUGUAAUCAUGUUUAUUUAUCAUAUCUAGAUGUCUCUAUUUUAAAUGUUUAUUUGUCUCCUUUUGUUUCUUCUUCUUUUUUGGGUUAGCCAGAACUGAUGAUGAUGAUGAUGAUAAUGAUGAUGAUGAUGAUGAUGAUAAUGAAGUACUGUCAAGGCUGAUCAAACUGGAACCUUUCGUCAGCUUUCUUCCAGCAGGAAGUUUAUUUUUUAAGCUUGGUUUUGAAGCUGUCAUUUUUUUCCGUGUGAUCGUUUAUAGCGAUACCAGAGAUUUUACAUCAUAUCUUUUCGAGGAUUGACUUUUUCCAUACCACAUAUCUUCUUACCGAUGUUACACCUUCCAAACUUUUUUUUCUUUCAUCAGAUUUAACAUCAUUUUCUUUAAAUAAAUGCAUUUUUUAUUAUAUUUGCAAUAAAAGUAAAAACAAAAA